Molecule: messenger RNA, 2470 nt
Organism: Diorhabda sublineata
Lineage: Eukaryota; Metazoa; Arthropoda; Insecta; Coleoptera; Chrysomelidae
Gene: Not3
Product: CCR4-NOT transcription complex subunit 3
Exons: 12
Coding region: 221-2452 (743 amino acids)
Biological process (GO): regulation of DNA-templated transcription; nuclear-transcribed mRNA poly(A) tail shortening
Cellular component (GO): CCR4-NOT core complex; nucleus; P-body
Source: RefSeq, a predicted model, not a curated record
AUUUAAGUUGGUUUUCUGAAACUUUUUAUUGUCUUGUUUAGGGGACAGGCUUAUUUAUGUUUAAAAAAAAUAUUUCGUGGAUCAAAAGGCUACGAGGAGAUUUACUUGUUUUUCAAUUACAUUAUUAUAGGUGAAUGUAACGGUAUUUUGGAAUGGUACUGAUAGUUUUAGGUUAAUAGUUAUAGGAGGCAAAUUUUAUUAUGAAUUGAGGAGUGCAGACAUGGCGGCUACUAGGAAAUUACAAGGAGAAAUAGACCGUUGCCUGAAAAAAGUUACAGAAGGUGUUGAAACAUUCGAAGACAUUUGGCAAAAAGUCCAUAAUGCAGCCAACAGUAACCAAAAGGAGAAAUAUGAGGCUGAUCUCAAAAAAGAAAUUAAAAAAUUACAAAGGCUAAGGGAUCAAAUUAAAAGUUGGAUAGCUUCGGCUGAAAUUAAAGAUAAAAGUGUUUUAAUGGAAAAUAGGAAACUUAUAGAAACGCAAAUGGAGCGGUUUAAGGUAGUAGAACGAGAAACUAAAACGAAGGCUUAUUCGAAAGAAGGUUUAGGUGCAGCGCAGAAAUUAGACCCCGCUCAAAAGGAGCGAGAAGAAAUCCAGCAUUGGUUAGCGUCAUCAAUAGAAAAACUUAAUAUCGGUACUGAUAGCUUUGAAUCUGAAAUAGAACAGCUAUUAUCCAACAAAAAGAAAAAACUGGACAAAGAUAAACAGGAUAGGAUAGACGAAUUGAAAUCUAGAUUAGAGAAACAUAGGUUUCACAUAAGGAAAUUAGAGACUUUGUUAAGGAUGUUGGAUAAUAUGUCUGUUGAAGUGCAACAGAUAAAAAACAUAAAAGACAACGUCGAAUACUAUAUAGACUUCAAUACCGAACCAGAUUUCGAAGAUAACGAAUUCAUUUAUGACGAUAUCAUCGGCAUGGACGAAGUCGAACUAUCCGGAGUCGGUCUGCCUUCAUCGGCGACGACGGAUAGCAAUGAAACCGGCGGUUCGCCCACCUCCAACAUAUCUGACCAAUCGAUGGGUCUUUUAGGUUCGACGCCUCCGCCUCCGACGUCAUCGCCGCCUCUCCAGCAACCGUCAGCGGUUCCUUUGACGAUGACGUCGCUAGCGACGGCGGCGGCCGCCGCCGUCGCCAACUCCAACUACAACAACCAUUUCGGAGACAACUCGAACGAAGACGGUAAAAAGGUUAUCGGAAAAGAACAACCGAAGCCUGUGAAACCGACGCCGGUGAGGGCGGUGACCCACAGUCAAUCCGUAACGAACUCUAACCUAAAUUCGGUACUGAACUAUAGUACGGUGGGUGGUGGCGGUGGCGGUAUGGGAAUUUCGACGGUAUCAUUAACGCCUACGACCCUCAGUAAUUCCGUUGGGAUCGCGAUCCCGCCAACGGCGGUUAAACCGGCUACGGUAUCGUUAGUGAAUAACGUCAGCGGUGGUAGUACGCAAAAUUCUGUAGGGAACAAGAUCCUGUCGGGACGAGAAGCAUCGCCUGUGUCGGUAGCGCAAUCGUUAACGACGACGAGUUCGAUUUGCGGUAAUUUCGCCGCAGCGGCCGCCGCCACUACGGCCAAAGUCACCAGAGAGAGCAAUCCCGCAUCUGUGAUAACCAUUGUUAGUCAAGUUCAUACUCAAAACACAUCCAACGCCAUCAAUACAACGGUCCAUACAAAUCCCAUUACGUCGUUAGGAAUCCAAAAUUCAACAAACCCUCCUUCGAAAUUAUAUAACGAACAACAUGUACAAAAUAACUGCAUAAGUCCUGAACCGAAUAACGGUAGCGAACUGUCUACGUCAGAUGUGGAUGCGUUACAGCAAGUACCCAACGGUACAACACCGGAAAAGAUAAGUGAUGGUUUGACUUCGCUGAAAUCGAUGGCUCAACAGGUGAUUGACCAAGCGGGUUUACAGAACAACCAAGUCAUCCUCGAGCCCAACAAGUUACAGAACCAGGGGAAAUCCGACGCGCACAUACCACCUUUGUUGGGGGUGGCGCCUUUGGGGGCCAUACCUCUACAAAAAGAACACCAAACGCAAUUUCAGCUAAUGGAAGCAGCCUAUUACCAUAUGCCUCACCCUUCGGAUUCCGAAAGGAUAAGAACGUACCUGCCCAGGAGCCCGUGCACAACGCCUUCUUACUACAUACAAGCUCCUCUUGCUCACUCUGACAGUUUAGAGUUCUUCCAGAGGUUAGCGACGGAAACCUUAUUCUUCGUGUUCUACUACAUGGAAGGUACCAAAGCCCAAUACCUCGCGGCCAAAGCGCUCAAAAAACAAAGUUGGAGGUUUCACACUAAAUAUAUGAUGUGGUUCCAGAGGCACGAAGAACCCAAGAUCAUCAAUGAAGAAUACGAACAGGGGACUUACAUCUACUUCGAUUAUGAGAAGUGGGGACAAAGGAAAAAAGAAGGAUUUACAUUUGAAUAUAAAUACUUAGAAGAUAGAGAUCUUAAUUAAAAUAUUUAUAUUAAGAAA